AUGAACCUCCCGAGGCUCAAGCCAGAAAGCAACCUUCGCCAUGCAGCAAGAUAUCGAGAGCGUCGGCGAUGCUUCUUCACAUGUCGGCUCUUUUGCAAGGUCUUUUGCCAUUUGCUAUGUAAUACCUUCGUGGGGCAAAAGAAGGAAGGCCAGAAAGUGCCGGCGCUAGUCCGGAGAACUUGUCUCCGCCCGUUCAUAGCACAGCAAAGAAAAAGAGCCGAGGUUCAUCCUUGCCUGGCCGCGCCCGGAAGAAGUUCCUCCGUCGCCGAGCGCCAAGACAGCAAGGAACAAGUCGGAACUGGCAUUAUUUCGAUAGAAGACGAAAUAUUUACUCUGCCAUUUCAACGAUGGCAUUGGCAGGAAGAGGAGAUACCACGCGGUGGAAGACCUACCAUAUAG
Messenger RNA from Microsporum canis CBS 113480, 399 nucleotides. RefSeq lists its product as uncharacterized. Bases 1 to 399 code for a protein of 132 amino acids. The transcript is spliced from 2 exons. Lineage: Eukaryota; Fungi; Ascomycota; Eurotiomycetes; Onygenales; Arthrodermataceae. The record is from RefSeq and is a predicted model, not a curated record.